UUACUAUACAGUAGGUGGUCAGGUGUACAUAAAUACAUAGAAACCACUGUUUUGUUCUCCAUCUGAUGGUGUCACGGUGAGGUCUAAUUCAUUUAGCGUAUGAGGGUUUGCGCCUGUUGACAAAAGCGGGAAGAUAUCAUGAUUAAUCUAUUUGUUUUUACAUCAUAGGACCAUUGCAUCCUUCUGCUUGACCUACAGUUUGUUACAAAUUGCUAUUCGAAACUGGGUCUUGUUUAUUUUAUGUCUCACUCUUGGUUAGGUCACCUUGUAUCCAUUCAUUUUCAUCAGUAAUUACAGUCGUCAACUGCUGCCAUGGGUGAAAUGGAGAAGAUGAAAAAGGAAGCUGAAACCCUGAAGACACAAAUCGAGGCAGCACGCAAAGCGGCUCAUGACAUAGAGUUGGCUGCUGCUGCCUCUGGAGUGACAAUUACACCCGCCAUACAGCUCAAGACCAGGAAGACACUGAAAGGCCACUUGGCCAAAAUCUAUGCCCUGCACUGGGCCACAGAUAGCAGGUUAAUGGUCACUGCCUCACAGGAUGGAAAACUCCUUAUUUGGGAUACGCAUUCAGGAAACAAGAUUAAUGCGGUUCCUCUGAAGUCCUCAUGGGUGAUGACCUGUGGAUAUUCCCCCUCUGGAAACCUUGUGGCCAGUGGUGGUCUCGACAACAUGUGCACCGUAUACAAUUUGAAGACACCUGCUGUUAAGAUUGUGAAAGAAUUAGACGCACACUCAGGUUACCUCUCCUGUGCCCGCUUUCUUAGUGACACUGAAAUCCUCACUUCCUCUGGUGACACCACCUGUGCACUGUGGGAUAUAGAGUCUGGCAAGCAGAAGAUUGUCUAUCUUAACCAUGUGGGUGAUUGUAUGUGCCUGGCUCUGUCCCCUGAUAUGAAGAUGUUCAUUUCUGGGGCCUGUGACUCGUUGGCCAAACUGUGGGACAUCAGGGAUGGCCAGUGCAAACAGACAUUCCAGGGCCACACCAGCGAUAUCAAUGCCAUUGCUUUCUUGAAUAAUGGAAACACUUUUGUGACUGGCUCAGACGACUGUACCCUUAAGAUGUUUGACAUCCGCUCUGAUCAGGAAGUGAUGUGCUACGAGGAUGGCCAAAUGAACAGUGCUGUGACAUCACUGACCCUGUCUAUGUCAGGCCGCCUCAUAUUUGCUGGAUAUGACAACUUUAACUGCAACAUCUGGGACUCACUGAAGGGUGAUAAAGUUGGAGUGUUGUCUGGGCAUGACAACAGAGUGAGUUGCGCCGGAGUACCAUUGGAUGGCAUGUGUGUGUGCACUGGCUCAUGGGACAGCUUUCUAAAAGUCUGGAACUGAUCUGGUCCAACCACCUCCCCAAAAAAAAGGGGGAGAAGGAGGGGGAGCAAAUGAAAGAAAAAGAAAGGCUAGAGUUGGAAGGGAGAAGUAGAGAGUCUAAGAAAGAAGAAAGUCAUGAAAAAGAUCAUGGCACCUGUCAGACAUUAAUGUCACAAAACCCUUUCUCUCCCUGUCUCUCUUUUUGUCCCACCUAUGAAUACUGGGGAAUUAAUGGAGUAAUAGAAAUGUCCUCUCAAACACCAUGAGAUGUAGCAUAUUAACAGAGGUGAAACGUAUUAUCAGCUCAUGACCAAGAUCUAAAAUAGCAUAGGCUUAAGCUCAUAUGGGAAAAUAAUAAAUGUUAAAUAUAUGCGUUAAUA
Molecule: messenger RNA, 1688 nt
Organism: Ictalurus furcatus (blue catfish)
Lineage: Eukaryota; Metazoa; Chordata; Actinopteri; Siluriformes; Ictaluridae
Gene: gnb3b
Product: guanine nucleotide binding protein (G protein), beta polypeptide 3b
Exons: 8
Coding region: 313-1329 (338 amino acids)
Biological process (GO): G protein-coupled receptor signaling pathway
Cellular component (GO): heterotrimeric G-protein complex; cytoplasm
Molecular function (GO): signaling receptor complex adaptor activity; protein binding
Source: RefSeq, a predicted model, not a curated record